This is a messenger RNA of Pyrus x bretschneideri (Chinese white pear), 912 nucleotides long. Its product is annotated as 40S ribosomal protein S26-3. The record is from RefSeq and is a predicted model, not a curated record. Gene Ontology annotation, cellular component: ribosome; cytosolic small ribosomal subunit. The transcript is spliced from 5 exons. Bases 159 to 557 code for a protein of 132 amino acids. Gene Ontology annotation, molecular function: mRNA binding; structural constituent of ribosome. Gene Ontology annotation, biological process: translation. Lineage: Eukaryota; Viridiplantae; Streptophyta; Magnoliopsida; Rosales; Rosaceae.
UGGAUCAUAAGACCCCGCAAAACCCUAGUAAAAGAAGCGCACCCAUAUAUAUCCUCCAACCUUAAGAGGCCGCCGAAGCGUUUGGCAGCAGCAGAAGAAGCAGCUCAGAUCCAGACGGCGGCUUAGGGUUUCACUUCCCUGUAGGCAAAUCAGCAAACAUGACUUUCAAGAGAAGAAACGGCGGCCGGAACAAGCACGGCCGUGGCCACGUGAAGUUCAUCCGCUGCUCCAACUGCGGAAAAUGCUGCCCCAAGGACAAAGCUAUCAAGAGGUUUCUGGUGAGGAACAUUGUUGAGCAGGCUGCAGUUAGGGAUGUUCAGGAGGCUUGUGUUUACGAUGGUUACACCCUUCCUAAGCUGUAUGCUAAGAUGCAAUACUGCGUUUCUUGCGCCAUCCACUCCCACGUUGUGAGGGUUCGGUCUCGCGAGAAUAGGAGGAACCGUGAGCCCCCUCAGCGUUUCAGGCGCAGGGAGGAUACACCUAGGCCCGGUGCGCCUGGUGCUCCUGGUCAGGGUCCACGCGCUGUUGGAGCUGGAGCGCCAGCUGCUCGUCCAUGAAAAGGCAUCGCAUCAGCUGCUUGGUUGCUUUGAGGAUGUGCAUUGAGUCUUUUAAUUUUGGCUGCUACCUUACUUUAUUUCCAUUUUAUCUUUGAAUGUUUCUUUGACGCCGUUGUUACUUUAUAUGUCAUACUAUCAUGUUGUGGGAAGUUAUUUGCAAAAGGUAGCAGGAGAUUCAAAACCAGAGAUUUUCAUUUUCGUGUGUUAAUUUUCAUCCAGUGUUGGUUUUCACUAGAUUUUUAUUUUCGAAGAUUUUGGUACUCUAGAUUUUAGGCUAAAUUGUAGCCAUGGUCUUUGAACGAUGUACGAGUUUAGUUUUGGUCCGUGAACUCUAAUAAUAGAAUAGUUGCUCUCA